Sus scrofa (pig) is the source of this 4076-nucleotide messenger RNA. NCBI's taxonomy places the organism in Eukaryota, Metazoa, Chordata, Mammalia, Artiodactyla, Suidae. The record is from RefSeq and is a predicted model, not a curated record.
UAGCAAAAAGACAAAAAAAAAAAAAGAAAAAGAAAUGAAGCAGCGGGUGGGGACUGCCAAGGGCUUGUAGGCCUUGUAAGGACUUUGACCUUGACUCAGGGUUAGGCCACGGAGGGUCUGAGCAGACUGAAGUGACCUAACACUCACUUUAAAGGAUGGCCCUGCCUGCUGAGUCAAGACAGGAGCAAGGGCAGAAGUGAUGCAGGACUGACCUACCUGCAGACCUGCGCAGGCCCCAGCUGCUGAUUGUUUUUAUCAGCGGGCUGUGAGGGGCGUGCCUUGCUGGUUUCUCUGCUAACUAGCGCGCUAACCUGAAGUCAAUUCCGCCUAUGACUGGCAGGCUCCCCUUCCUCUCUGGAGCAGAGCACUGCCACUGCCCUGUCCUGCCCACGCCCGCGGUGGUUCGUCGCUCCAGGACGUUGCUGCAGACAUGUAAGCUCCCCCAUCCAUUAAACCACUGCCGUAUGUGUCGCUGACUCCAGGCUUCCUUCAGUCUUGUAGCCAGGCGAGCACAAGGCCUUGUAGGCCUGUGGGGUGCAGCCGACAGGAGAGGUGGCGGGAUGAACGCGUCUGGGAUUCUGGGAGAGCACUGGGUGGAGACUGUCGGGUGGAGUCUGGCUUGGACCUGUGUUGAAAGCCACAAGCCUGGGUGACAUCUCCCAGCGAGUGAGUGUGGACGAGGAGAUGGCAGGGCCAAGGACCGGGCUGGGGGCCUCCAAUCUGGCAUUUAAGAGGUGGAGGGGUGACCAGGGAGGCCAGAGGAAGCCCAGGACAGUGGGUGUCCUGGGAGCUGUGACAGUGUCGUGGGAUGAGGGACCCCAGCGGAUGCUGCUGAUGGCCGGGUUCCACGAGGACUAGGAAAUGACCGGCCAUUUGGUGACCUGGACGCCUUCAGAGAAGAACAAUUCAAACGGGGGCUGGGGUGGCAGGUCUCUGAAGCAGAGAGGAAGUGGGGUGCUGUGGGAGAGCGGGGGUGGGGGGCAGAGAUGGUGGGUCUGCCCAGAGGCCCCCGCGACGCUUGGUCUGGCACAGGUGAGACUCACCAGGCGGGGAGGCAGGCCCUCCAGCCGCCCAGGUGUGGGUGGUGAGUGGGCAGCAGGCUGAAAGCAGCAGGUCAGAGACUACAGAAGGUGUGGAGGUGAGAGAGGCCAAGGGAGGUGACGGUGACUUGCAGCGGGUGACCAGACCCUGGGGUUUCAGGCAGCGGGGGGGACAAGCCCUCCAGGGGUAGGGGACCAGGGGCCCAGCGGACUCAGGAAAUCGGAGGGAGUGAGCUGGAUAACAGCAGGUGCAGGCAGAGUGGCCCUCUGCUGCCACGGGGUGGCCAAGGUUUGGGGAGUGACCAUGGAGGGGGCGGGGUCUUGGGGAAGCAGACGCCAGGAGUGUGGCAGGGUCAGGACGCCAAGUCACUAGAGCAGUGUGGGAGUGGCCGUGAGCCAGGAGUCGAGUCAACAUCAUACCAGGAGGAGGCGCCUGUGGGUACCUGCGUGGAGGGGCGGCAGGUGUGAUCCCGUUAAGGGGGGAGGGGGAGAAGGCGGGGCGGGCCAGGGCCCAGGAGGGGCGUCGUCAGCGCGGCAGGACCAUCUCCAGGAGGCGCAGGGAUGGCAGAUGGCCGGCAGGGGGCGCCAGGUCCUUGGCGGACAGAAGAUUCCGGGCAGGGCCAGACCUACACUCUCAGAGGACCCAUGGGGAGCCCCCAGUGAGCCGGGGCAGCCCCGGAAUCUGCAUUACCACCAAGUUCCCAGUGACUGCAGGCUGCCCGUCUAAGGCUCUGCUGUGACCACCUCGUUAAAACAGGAAGUGAGUGGUCUCUUGGCCAGCACCUGGGGAUUCCACCUGGGUGGGCUGUGGGCAGAUGCAGCAGCAGCCAGCCCCACACCCGAGUGGGGGGCCAGGACGGUGGCAGGAGUGGCCUGCAGUGGCCAGCUCAAGCUUGCCUUUUGCCAUCACCAUACAGCAUGCACCAAAUGGUGCUGAUACCAAAGAUUUGUGGUGCGAGCCUUUAAGAGCAAGCAAGGGGCUUCAAAGAGGGCUGGCCUCCCUGCCCACAGCGACUCCCAGGUAGAGACCCUGAGAAAGGCAGAUGAGGGUGGGAGACAAACCACCAGGCAGUGCACAAGGGCUGCAGGGGGUCACAGGGCGGUGUCCCCGCCAGAGGCCCUGGCAGGGGCAGUAGGGGGCAGCCUCAACUCUGAGCCCCAGAUUCAGCGUGGCGACGUAAUCUGGGCACCCUCCAGGGGCCUAGACAAGGAGCCCCCUGGUCCCGGGGUCCCCUUCUAGGAGUGGACCAGUGCCUUGUGGGUGUCCAGCCCUGGGCUCAGAAAGGACUUGGGGAAGGUGUCACAUCCAAGAAUGUUUGGUGAGGCUGGGGUCGGGCGGGCAGAUGGGCCUGGGGUGGCAGCAGGACCAGCCAGUGGAUCUGACAGACAAAAAAUGGGCUGGCUCUGCCCCCUCCAGGACCUGGCUCUGCCUCUGUUCCGGCACCAGCCUGGUAGCACAGAAGCCAAGGCGGGGCGGGGUGGGGGGUGCUGAGUGCCCAGCAGCCCCAGGGUGCGGUUUUACUUUUUAUUUUUGAAAGUCCCUGAGUGGCUGGCAGUUUGGGAGGCCAGGCUGGGGAAUGGGGAGCCCAUGGAGCCAGCCAGGACCCUGUGCAGCCAGCCACUGGCCUGGUGUUGGGAGGGGCAGUGCCAGGGGGGGAGGGCGAUGCCACCAGAGGACGGGGUAUGGCUGCCCCGCCCCCACCCUGUCAUGCCUCCAGAAGGGAGGCCACCUCUUCUGCCCCGUGACUCAUCUUCUGGGGGGAGGGCCCCCUUCCUUACAGCACCCAGGGCAGCGGAUGGAGGGCUCGGGGCUGCCCAGUUCCCGUAAGGCCUCCUGGACCUGCUUCCUCUUCUGCGGCAGCAGAACGUCCUCCUCCCUCAGCUGCGCUAGAGGAAAGGUCGAGGUGCUGCUGGCCGGGCCUCUCCUGAUGCCCCCCUGCCCACCCCGGCUCCCCCUCGCUCAGAUGGAGGCCUCUGCCCCACCCCGCCCUGAGCGCCUCGGCUCUGCUGUCUCUGCUCUGGCCCUGCCCCGUGCGGGGACGGUUUGUGAUCAAGCAAGGGUCCCAACUCCGACGCGGGCUCCACCUGCUGUGGUCACACCUGUGUCCCAGGGCCCUGCCAGCCCUGUGAGGAGGCGCUGCCAGGCGCUGGGGGCGGCUCUGGGGCCCUGGGUCCACACGCUGCCGGGGGCAGAGGCUCCUGUGACUCAGGCAGGCAGGAAGGAGGCCCACGGCCUCUGCCCACAGGUGGCAGCAGUUCCGCUGCCGUACGCCCCCCAUGCCUCCACAGAGCGGGGUGCUGAGGCGAGUCUGGGGGAGCCAGGCUGUGUGAUGGCAAGGGGCACUCCCUCUCCCCCACGGUCCCAGUCACUGCCCACCCCUCCGGGGCACUGCCGUGGAAACCGCGCUGCUGACUCAGGGCGUGCAAAGCUGGCCGGGUCAGGCCCCAGUGAGGAAGAGGCCCUCUGCCGCCCCUUUGGGGGUGCUGAGUGUGGGUGUCUGGUGGGGGUGGGGCAGGAAGGGGAAGGCACUCUUCAAACCACUGGGCCUUGGGCCGUGUGGAGAGGGCUAAGCUUGGAGCAGAGGGAGCCCCGGGUCCUGGCACGUCCCCUGGGGGUGGCCGCCAGAGGGAGCGGGGAGGAGGGGGUGGUGUGUGGGCUUGGUUUGAGGAAGAGGAAGUGAGGGCUCCCCCCCACCGCCCCCCGCGGCCACCGGGCGGGGGAGGGGAUUCCCCAGCGGCCCCUCCCCACUCCCACCGUCACAAAGGCUGGAUUUGAGGAAGAAAGGGCCUGAGCUGGGUUCAGAAAACAGGGCAGAACGAAUCCUCCUCCAGAGCUGAAGGCGUGGGGGUGGGGUGAGCCUGGGACCCAGGGCCCCCUGGCCUCAGCGUUUGGACUCUCCACCAGCCCAGAGGCCCAAGCUUGGGCAUCACCCGCUCUGAGCCUCAGUUUCCUCCUCUGUAAAGUGGGUUAAGAGUAUGAGCUUGGGAGCGGGAAGAAGCCAGGCAAGGAGGUGCCAGGCCAAGCCGCUGCCAGCC